Gambusia affinis (western mosquitofish) is the source of this 496-nucleotide messenger RNA. RefSeq lists its product as uncharacterized. The record is from RefSeq and is a predicted model, not a curated record. Bases 23 to 391 code for a protein of 122 amino acids. NCBI's taxonomy places the organism in Eukaryota, Metazoa, Chordata, Actinopteri, Cyprinodontiformes, Poeciliidae. The transcript is spliced from 3 exons.
CCUCCUAGAUUUUGAGUUAACCAUGGAGUGUCAGUCCAAAGAGUUGGUGGCUCUGCGCUCGGAGCGGACCAAGCUGAAGGAGGCACUGGAGCAGGCCCACAGAGACAAAGAGGAACUUGUGCAGCGAUGGAUCGAGGAAAAGAGUGCUGAAGCAGAUCGACUGAAUAAACACAAUGACUUAACGCAAAGGUGGCAACAUGUGGGCAAACAGCUGAAGAAGCACUCCCACAGGGAAAGAGGAAAACGAUUUACUCACUUACUGACAGACGCUACAGAUGGUGCAAGAGAAGCAUCUCAGUCGGUCACUCAGGAAAAGCGUCCUAGAUUGCUCACCAGUACAACUUCAGAGAGAAGAUUGUACAAGCUAUUAUUCAAUUUCCUAAGCAAAUAAACUGGACUACUUUCCCCGUUCUGCAUUACUGUCAGAAUUCCAGAUCCGCAGCUCCAUGGUGAUCCGGUAUCAGAUUUCACGUUGCCUGUUCCAGGUUUCCAUGGU